Molecule: messenger RNA, 1975 nt
Organism: Pectinophora gossypiella (pink bollworm)
Lineage: Eukaryota; Metazoa; Arthropoda; Insecta; Lepidoptera; Gelechiidae
Exons: 10
Coding region: 179-1975 (598 amino acids)
Cellular component (GO): plasma membrane
Molecular function (GO): GTPase activity; GTP binding; calcium channel regulator activity
Source: RefSeq, a predicted model, not a curated record
CGUGUCGGCCGACCCGCGCAUCGUACCUUCCAAAAAUUGUGAAAUUACAUGAAAAUCCAAGUGAAAACUGGUACAGAAAAUUUACAGCUAAUUUGUGUUGCUAUUUGGAUACGGAUUUCAUUUAUCGGUACAAGAAGUGGAGUGAAAUGAUAGUUAAGUGUUGAAGUGAGUAUCGGCGAUGGCAGUGAACAGUCCAGGCGGCUACCCACCGGUGUCCCCCAAGCCUCACACACCCAAAAGCCCCCGUCAUUUUGUCUUCCCUCAAAAGUCUCCUUCCAUUACCUCUAGCACCUCAUCUUCUGGGUACUACACUCCCCAAUCUGGAUGCAGUUAUGAUAAGCACCAACCUCCAAAAUCUCCAAUUGCUCACGGCCACAGAAGCCCUAUGAGUCCAAGGCACUUUAACUUCCCUCAGAAGUCUCCUUCAGGAAGGUCGAGCCCUUGCAACUUUGAGAGGACACCCCAGGGCUUGCACUACUCAACGUCACUGAAGCACAGUCGCCGGGAGAAGUCCCGGUCGCCGAAGCCUCCCCCGGUUCAUAUCCACACAAAUCCUGGUUACGUGUCCCCGAACCGCACGAGGAAACUGUAUGGCUCCACGUCCACCGUCAACUCACCGCGACUGGUCACAUCUCCUAGCAUCGUCUCCAGUCACACUGACGAUUCUAUGGACGCCAUGCCUGGUACUCCCUCAGCGACGGUUAAUGACGCAGAUGACGAGAUGACAACCACUUCUUCGAGGUUUUGUCGUAAAUCUACGUCGGAUUUGACGGACUUGACGGAUGACACGCCGCAGACGCGCUCGACGAGCGUUAGCAGACCAUGCUCGCCGAUGCGCCGAGGAUCCAUGAAGGGCGGGCUGGCAUAUCUCGCGAGCAGACGGGGGUCGAGAGAGUCCACGAUAUCCAACUGCGAUUCGGUGGAGGAUAUUGGCCCUCUCAACUUCCAAAACACGAUGCGAGGUCGGCAGAGGAGGACUUCCAACUUUUUGGAAUUACCAGUGGUAGAGCACUCCCGACCCAGGGUAUGUUCUCUCCCGGAGAAGCCGUACAACCCCCGCCUGUCGGACGACCUGUACCGUCUGCGAACCUUCUCCAUCACCACCAAGGGCGGAGUCGUCAACUGUGGCGACUCCAUCUGCAACCGCCGCAGCCGGUCCAAUACCUCUGUCAAUUCUACUAAUAGCAGGGCAUCAGACAGGUCCCCGUUCGACGGGUCCUGCUGCUCGGGAUACCGGCCCGUGGACUCCGCCAGCCUCACCACCCCGGAUGAAGAUGAACUUGAACCGGUACCAAAAUACAGGGUGGUUUUAUUAGGAGACGCCGGCGUCGGUAAAACAGCACUUGUAUCUCAGUUCAUGACGUCAGAAUACAUGAACACUUAUGACGCAACGAUUGUUGAAUGUGAUGAUGAGUUUGGCGAGAAAUCCGUAUCUGUUCUUCUGGACGGUGAGGAGUCGGAGAUGAUUUUCAUUGAUCAUCCCAGCACUGAAAUGUCGAUAGAAAACUGCCUGUCAACGUACGAGCCACACGCAUGCGUGGUGGUGUACUCGGUGGUGGCUCGUUCGUCGUUCACGCGGGCGUCGGAGCUGCUCGCGUACCUGUCACGAGAGCAGUUUACGGUGGACCGGACUGUCGUGCUGGUGGGCAACAAGGCAGAUCUCGCCCGGGCACGCCAGGUGCCUACUAAUGAGGGCAAAGCCCUAGCGACGUCACGCGACUGCAAGUUCAUCGAGACGUCAUCAGGCAUCCAGCACAACGUGGACGAGCUGCUGGUGGGCAUCCUCAAGCAGAUCCGACUCAAGGAAAGCCGCGACAAAAAACACGCCAAGAAGGUUGGAAAGGAAGCGAAGCCGGCGAAGCUAGCGAGUUCGCGCACCCACAUCUCGCUGAGCAUAGCGCGCGAGCUGCUACAGAAGAUCUGCAUCAACGACAUCUCCAAGUCCAAAUCCUGCGAGAACCUGCAUGUCUUGUAA